This is a messenger RNA of Drosophila biarmipes, 2459 nucleotides long. RefSeq lists its product as uncharacterized. The record is from RefSeq and is a predicted model, not a curated record. NCBI's taxonomy places the organism in Eukaryota, Metazoa, Arthropoda, Insecta, Diptera, Drosophilidae. The transcript is spliced from 6 exons. Bases 398 to 2080 code for a protein of 560 amino acids.
GGUAAAAGCGAGCGGUUCGUGUGCCGGAAAAAUCGGAAAACUAAAAUCAAAAGACUCUAGCGGCAAUCAAACGGUCUAUGAUUUUUUGUGCUGUGACAAAUGGGAUUUAUUUGUGGACAAUAGUGGAAUUUGGCAAUCAAGUGGAGUUGUUCUGUGAGAGCCUAAAAUUCUAACCAGCAAAGAGUGCGAAUAAAAUAAAAGUCAUACCCAUAAACCCUAGAUACUGUUCAGAAAUAUAUAAAAAAAAAUAAAAAUAAAAAUAAAUAAGCAGACGAUAUCCAACCAUCUGUGACCUCCAACACUUGCAUUUUCCCUCACGACCAAUCGCCCAAUAACUCCCGACUGACACACAUUUGAUGAGAACAAAUAGCAAACUUAAAUAAAUCAACCGAAAAUAAUGUCAACGAAAUCAAUGGCAGGCCACGGCAGCUGCAACAUGUUGCUGCUGUGUCUGCUGCUGUUGCUGCCGUCCGUGUCCCCAGUCCGCCUGCCCAAGAGCAGCAGCAGCAGCAAUGCAACAGCAGCAGCAACAGCGACGACAGCAACAUCUGCUGGCAGCAACAAUGCCAAUGCCAAUGCCAAGGCUGGCCGCAAAUAUGAGAUACGCGGCGUUGCUGGUGAACCAAAUUACAAAUCGGUGAAUCUGACCUGGGAAGUUGAAUUCGUGCCGUCGGCCCAUGACACAGAUUCGAGUCCCAACUCCAACUCUAACUCCAGAGCGGGCCAGGUGAACGCGAACGCGAGCGCGACAAAUAUGAGCGGCGAUGUGGAACCGCCCCGGGCACUGGCAUUCCAGAUAUUCUACUGCGAGAUGCAGAACCUCGGCCCACAGCGGUGUCGCGUCAAAUUGGUGAAUGGCACCACCGCCGAGGUGUCCCAGGGGAAGGGGGCGGAGACGGAGCAGCUGGACGGUCACGAUCCCUUAGGUUCCCAGGUGCAGCACUUCGCCGCUGCUGUGGAAAACUUGCGCAUGGCCACCAAAUACAGUUUCCACAUUCGCCCGGCGGCCCAGAAGCGCCUCCUAGCGGGCGGAACUCGCAGUUUCAAUGCUCGUGCCGAGUUCCACGACGAGAACGAGAUCGACAGUGGAGCCGGACACCUGCCAGGCCAGAGCAUCGUCAUACCCACCAAGGGCUUCACUGCACAUGCCACCCAGUGCUUGCCCCAUGCCUCGGAAAUCGAGGUGGAGACGGGUCCCUAUUUCGGUGGUCGGAUCGUCGUGGAUGGGGGAAACUGUGGCAUCAAGGGCGAUGCCAGUGAUGCGGCGGACAAGUACACUAUGAGAAUCGAUCACAAGGAGUGUGGCAGCUUGGUAAAACCGGAGACCAGCACGGUGGAGACCUUCAUCACGGUGCAGGAAAACCUAGGAAUCUUCACCCAUAGCACUAGACGCUUCGUGGUGGUCUGCAGCUAUCAGUCUGGCAUGCAGACUGUCCGCGCAAGCUUCACUGUACCCGGAAAGAACGGGGUGGCUGCCGCCUACGAGCCCAACGACCCCUUUGAGCCGGAUGAGGAUCAGCGCUUGGGCAGGGAACUCCGCCAGAUGCGUUACGUCAACAAGACGGAACUGGUGCUGCGGGAGCCGGAGUCCCAGUCCGACUCCCAGACGGAAUCCGAGUCCGUGGAGCAGGCAGCGGUGGUGGAGCAAACCCACCCGCCCACCACAGAAGGCGCUGCGCAGCCCCGAGGACAGGGCAGAGCUCUGAGCCUCAACGAGGUCAAUAGCUUGGCGGAAGAGCCGGCGGCAGAGGGACAGCAUCUGGAGCCGGUGGUGGGCACUAAGUAUGCCAAACUGGUUGUGGACCAGGCCCACAACUCCUGGAUGCCACUGGAGGCUGGCUCCCCACCAGGUGGUGAUGUCGAGGACGAAGCCGUUCUGCGUUAUAUUGGCUCCCAUCUGAGCAGCGUGCUGGUAACCGUUUCGCUAUCUGUGAUAAUCAUCAGCAUUUGCAUCGUUCUGCUGCAGCGCCAGCGGAUCCGCAUGCCGCCGCGCAGCCCCACCCCCUCGCUGGCCGCCCACCUGCCGCACAAGACGCUGCCGCGCGCUCUGCAGCAGCAGCAGUACCAGUGCACCUUGUAGGUGCCCCUCCUCCAACGACCACCGACUGCCGCGCCUCGUCCUCCGAGCUUCCAGCUCGCUAUGCCCACUUGUCUUGCUGAAUGUCAAGAUACAACGAAAAAUCCGAACGAAAACUUCAUUUAGCUGAAGAUGACUGCGCAUAGCCACGCCCCCUUUCCGAGCUCAAGCCCCCAACGGUACCAGCGGGAUAGCAUCCUCCGAUUUGCAUAAUUGUGAACUCGACUUCGACUCUGGCCAAGCUUUAACUGCUAUCACGAGGGAGGGCGAGUGGGCAAAGGCACUUCUCAUAGAGCGAGAUUAGUCUGUAACUCUUAGACGUACGAUUUUUGUAUAAAUUAUUUAUGCCCGGAAAAUAUAUAUUUAUUUAUAGCUACUACAA